Messenger RNA from Symbiodinium pilosum, 477 nucleotides. NCBI's taxonomy places the organism in Eukaryota, Dinophyceae, Suessiales, Symbiodiniaceae. The record is from the annotation of a GenBank genome assembly.
AUGCUCAUGCACGACCUCUACUGCCAGGCUCGCAUCAAGCCGGCCGUAAAUCAGAUCGAGGUGCAUCCCUUCUAUGUGCGCGACUCCCUGGUGAACUAUUGCCUCAGCCGCAACAUCGCUGUCACGGCCCACACACCCUUGGGUGGUGGACAGCUGAAUAGCCAGACGUGGAAAGCUGCCGCCCCUAUGGACUCCGAGGAGAUCAAAGCCAUUUCCGAGGCGAAGGGCAAGAGCACUGCACAGGUCAUCCUCCGUUGGCUUCUGCAACGCAGGAUCAUCGUCAUCCCAAAAAGCAUGUCCCCUGAGCGCAUCGCAACGAAUCUGGCCGUCUAUGAUUUCGAGCUGUCUGCGGAGGAGAUGAAGACAAUCUCGGGCCUGGACCGGUAUCAGAGCGCCAAGACCAACCCGAACCCAUUGUCCCAUUUCCUGGAGGGCGCCGACUGCUUCGAGGCUGCUGGCACAGACAUUUUCGACUAA